Molecule: messenger RNA, 1361 nt
Organism: Oreochromis aureus
Lineage: Eukaryota; Metazoa; Chordata; Actinopteri; Cichliformes; Cichlidae
Gene: psmg1
Product: proteasome (prosome, macropain) assembly chaperone 1
Exons: 7
Coding region: 103-942 (279 amino acids)
Biological process (GO): proteasome core complex assembly
Cellular component (GO): endoplasmic reticulum
Molecular function (GO): proteasome binding
Source: RefSeq, a predicted model, not a curated record
AAGGGCUCGUGCUGCCGGCGGAAGUCGUGGCAUGCAUGUCAUGGCUACCUGUCUGAAAAAUCUGUAGCUAAACUUUCACUUUGUUCUGAAAGCACAACGAUUAUGGCGACGUUUUUCGGGGAAGUCCUGUCGGUUUACUCUCGGGCUGUGGAGGAAGACGACGAUGAGCUUGAUGAAAACGAGGAAGAUGAGCAAAUCCGCAGAGAGCUGGAGGAAAAAAGAGAGGUUCAUCUGCACUGGAGCCCCGAAGUCUCUGAGUCGCUGAAGUCUGGAAACAAGUUGCAGUGUUCAAACUUCGUCCUUGCUGUGGGACAAAAUGCUUCCAGUUUUCUGUCAGUGCACAUCCUGUCCACGGCAAACUGGGAUACAAUCGGACGUGCGUCGGCGUGGAACGAGAGGAGCCGAGCUGUAACGGGGCAAAGCUGCGAGGAAUCGGCGUGUGUUUUCUACAGACACAAGGACAACCCAACAGUUUUGAUAUGCCAGGUGUCGUGCUACGUUGCAGAAGACCAGCUUUUUCAGUGGACAGAAAAGGUGUUUGACUGUCUGCAGCACAGAGAGCUAAAUGUGACGGUGCUGUCAGACACCUCUGUGGCUGAUUAUAAGACGGCAGACUAUCUGGGUGGCAGCUCCGCUCCCUUCCUGCGCUCUCUCCACACCAGUGCUUUCGGUGAUCAGCCUGUCUGCCAGUCACUGGAGCAACCCAACAUAGUUACUGGACUUCCAGCUGCAGUACUGAACCACUGCCAGGUCCACCGCAUCUCCGCUGUUGUUUACCAGUGUUACAGUGAUGUCAUUGGCCCUGACUCUGUCACCAUGGAGACCUACAAGCCUGUGCUAACCAAACUUGGCAGAUCUAUACAGCUCGAUCUGUCUCCAAGCACAGAUGCCCUCCGCAAGUUUGUCAGGACCACCGACCUUCAGAGUAAUCUUUAUAUCUGAGUCCAUGUUGCACACUCUGUAAUUCUAUUUUUCUGUCAUAAAAUGCUCUCAUUUUUUAAAAUAAAGACAUUUAAGGAAAAAAAAUAUUAGAAAUCUUUUAAGUUUAAUUAUUUACUUCAGUCUGUCCAUAAAUAUUUGGUCCUAAAAGUUUCCAAAGAAAUGCAGAUGCAUACCCAGAAAGCUGUUGCAGCUUUAUGGAGAACAUAUAUAAACUUUUAACUUGCAUGUAACUAUUUUCUUAAGAAUUACAGGCUAAAUCGUUGCACAAGGUGAUACAGUUCAUGUAAAAACAUUUCCAUCGGGGAUUAAAAACAGCUGAGGUUACUUGAAACUACAGAUUUGUAAACAGCUCAAAAUUCACAUUGUUUCCUCUGUUUUCCUCCCCCUCUGAUUCCUGAAUAAAGUCAAUUUUAUAAAUA